Molecule: messenger RNA, 1617 nt
Organism: Phaedon cochleariae (mustard beetle)
Lineage: Eukaryota; Metazoa; Arthropoda; Insecta; Coleoptera; Chrysomelidae
Source: the annotation of a GenBank genome assembly
AUGAAGUGCCCCAAGCAGAUGGGUCUUUUACUAAUGGCCAUUGUGGCAGUGGUGCUUUCUGUGCCUUCAGAACAGAAAUCAAGAUCAGCAAUAUCUACCAGAGAAAGAAGAAGAAUAACAAAUAAAGGGAUCCAUGAAAUAAAUUCUACAACAUUGGAUCUACUAGAUGUUAGAACACCUCCGAAAGUCAAGGAGCAACAAAAGAAAAUCCAUGAAAAAUUUGAGUUUUCACACCCUGGCGUUGCUAUACCCGUUGAUGAAAAUAUAAUAUUGGCGGAAGCAACAACAACAUCCGAGAAUGUUCUCACUGUUGAGCAUAAAACAUCAAUAGACGAUGGUCCUUCUUCUUGGAUUUUGUUGAGUGGUCUGUCCUCAACGACAUCCACACCUUCAGAAGGCAAUAAUGCCAGCAAGAAAAAUUCAACUAAUGAGGUUCAAUGGAACUCAACCAUAUCAGUCACAGGUAAACCAAAAAGAAACACUUAUUCUCAUUUCAAAAAACGUGUGAAUGUAGUAACAUCCGAAAGGCCCUUCGAGAAAGUUACGAUUACUGAAAGUCAUCAAGCUAAGGUGCAUAAAGACGUAACAAAUCUUACAAGAAUAAAAGCAUCUGAACUGAAUAAGGCAGUGAUAAAAAGGAACAGUUCUCAACAUGAUUUGUUUGAUAAUUCAUCAAUGCUCACAAAUUCAAAUACGAAAACGAAAGAAUCACAUAAUGUUUCUUCUCAUAUCAUCAGCAGCUCAACAUCGAAUACAACUGCUCAGGCAAUAAAGCUUACCAACAGCACUAUGGAUGCUGGUGUUAACGUUACCAAACUAUCUGCUGAAGCAAAAGACAUAGAAACUGAUUUAGUAAGUACUAUCAAGAAGAAGAAAAAUUCUACUAAAAGAAAGAAGAAUAAGAACCGUCGAAGAAAACCAACUGAAACAAAAGGUGAUAUAACUACAGUAUCUAAACCCUCAAAAGUAUCGAAACAAAAGCCAAUCAGUACUCAAAUCUACAGUUAUUUGUCUCGUGAAGUAAUGCCAACUGUUGGUGUUGGUUUAGUUGGUUUAAUGGUAACAGCAGGUUUAGCAAGUUAUUUCUUUUAUCCAUUUGGUAUAGCAAGGAGAUCCUAUAAUGUGGACAGGAAAGAUCACGAUGGAGAUUAUUAUUAUAAAAAUGAAUUAUCUGUUCCAGAAGAAGAGGCUAUAGGCAAAGUCAUAGCUGGUAUGUCAACGAAUACUUUAUUCCCAGACAAUCUCCAACGACCAAAACAUAAGGAGAGAAAUUCGAAUAUUAGAUAUAGGUUAGUAGACAAAAAAACACAAAUCAAUGAAGGUAUGCACGGUUCUGUGGAGGAUGUACCAUUGACGUACGAUAAAGAAAAUGAAGAACAGAGUUAUUACAAUACUUACCAAACUAUAGAUUAUAGUUCUGAUCCGAACGAGAAUAAAUUGUUCGUUGCUGCACCUGAAAAAGCUAAAAAUGCUGUUACCCCUGUGACUGUACCAGAGCAUGGGCCAAGAAAUUUGAAUAGUGCUGAUGAAGACAUGGAGAAAAUGUCAGAUAAACAGAAAUCAAAACUAGAAACAGUUCAUGGACCUAGAUAUCUCGGUAACGGAAGACGUAAAUGA